Molecule: messenger RNA, 174 nt
Organism: Neltuma alba
Lineage: Eukaryota; Viridiplantae; Streptophyta; Magnoliopsida; Fabales; Fabaceae
Product: putative tRNA (cytidine(32)/guanosine(34)-2'-O)-methyltransferase
Exons: 3
Coding region: 1-174 (57 amino acids)
Biological process (GO): tRNA methylation; cytoplasmic translation
Cellular component (GO): cytoplasm
Molecular function (GO): tRNA methyltransferase activity
Source: RefSeq, a predicted model, not a curated record
AUGGGCAAGGCUUCAAGGGAUAAGAAUAAGAGGGAUAUCUACUACUGGAAAGCAAAAGAAGGUUGGCAUGCUCGAAGUUCCUUCAAACUUCUUCAAAUAGAUGAGGAAUUCAACAUAUUUGAAGCAGUGAAAUGGGUGGUAGAUUUAUGCGCUGCCCCUGGUAGCUGGAGUUAG